This is a messenger RNA of Medicago truncatula (barrel medic), 2954 nucleotides long. RefSeq lists its product as uncharacterized. The transcript has 4 exons. Bases 922 to 2796 code for a protein of 624 amino acids. The record is from RefSeq and is a predicted model, not a curated record. NCBI's taxonomy places the organism in Eukaryota, Viridiplantae, Streptophyta, Magnoliopsida, Fabales, Fabaceae.
ACCAAACGAGGUAUAAGCUUUCUCCUUCUUUCUCCCUUGCCUCUUCAACCCAAAAGCCACCACCACCACCACCGGUUUUCUUCACCGUCUGCCGCAAUAACCUUCAACCACCACCCCCCGCCUUGCCGUCGAACAUCAAUCUGUCACAGGCCGCCGGAGAUUCACAUCCAUCCUUCUCAAUCUCAUAUUCAAUGAAAUCCUUGUUGUUGAAUAAGAAUGUUUGCUUGUUAAGAUAAUUUUUGAAAGAAAAGAGGAGGUAAUGAAAAUUGCUUGAAAACCAUAGAUCAUAAUAAUUGGUCAGUGAGGAUUCAAAUAAUUAAAAUGAAAAACACAUUCAUUUUGUGGUUGGUUAGGAGGUGCAGAUGCUGUCAUGACAGUUUGGUUGCCCUUGCUGUGUUUAGCUCGGUUACUGUCAUGACAGCACAUGUUUUGUUGGCCGAAGGUGCUGGUUUUUGGGCUUAUGUUUACUAAUUUCUGCCUCAUUGAAAAACAUGAACAAGAUGAUCAAUUUAAUUUCAAGCUUUAGAUCACUAAGUAUUCAUAUGUUGUUUAGUGUUUACUUCAAUGCUUCUGUACACUCAAAAGAGACAAAUAUCUUCAAUUUUGCUAGCUAUAUCAGUUUUAUAUGGAAUAGAUUCUCAUUUAAAAUGGCUUUUGGGUUGAAGAGGCAAGGGAGAAACAAGGAGAAAAGCUUAUACCGUGUUUGGCUCUUUUUCACUUAAAAUGGCUUUUUGUUUUUUGUUUUAUUUUAAUGACUAUGUGCCACAUGUCAGCCUCUGAUUGGUAAUGUCACCAUACCAUUAGUUUUUCAAUGGCACUGAAGUGCCACCCGAUUUUAUAAGCUGUAAACGGUAAAACAGUAAAACACAUUGCAGCAGCAGCGGCGGCGCAAGAAGACUGCCGUGUUCUAAAGCACUGUUCAUGAAACACUCAAACAUGUCUUGCAAGGAUGUUGGUGAUGAGGUUAGGAAGGAAACAUUGGAGGUUCAUACCACAUUGCUAGAGAUCCAUAAUAAUGGCGGAAAAAGAAAAGGCAAUGAAGUGGUUGUUGGUAGCUCUAGAGAUAGUUUCAAGAGAAGGAGAGUUAGCUCACCAGGUUCCGUCGUUAGUUGUAAGAAUAAGAAGACUUCGAGAGAAGAAGCAUGUCAAGCUAUUGCAAGGUUUUUCUACAACAAUGUCAUACGGCUUGAUGCGGUAAAGAGUGAUGAAUUUAUUACUAUGUGUGAUAUGGUUUCAAAACAUGGUGUAGGGUUUAAGCCACCGUCUUUCGAUGAGAUUAAAGGGAAAUAUUUGACGGAUGAAGUUGAGUUUACAAUGGAAGCUUUGGCAGAACAUAGAGCUGUGUGGAAGAUAACAGGUUGCACCAUAAUGGUCGAUGACUGGUAUGAUGAGAAGGAGUUUAGGGACAUACUAAACUUCUUCGUAAACAGUCCAAAGGGAACAUUCUUUUUGAAGUCUGUUGAAUCAGCUGAUAUAAGUUCACCUGAAGAACUAUUUAAGAUGAUGGAUGACAUUGUUGAAGAAGUUGGGGAAGAAAAUGUUGUCCAAAUUGUGACGGACAGUGCAACAUACUAUGAAAAGGCUGGUGAGAUGUUGAUGAAGAAAAGGACUAGGUUGUAUUGGACACCUUGUGCAACACGGUGCAUUGAGAUGAUACUAAAAGAAUAUGAGCAGAUACCCAUUUAUAAAGAGACAACUGAAAAGUGUAGAAGAAUUGUAAUGUUUAUUUAUUCAAGUGAUUCUCUCAUUUCUCUAUUGCAGCACUUUGCCAAAGGAGUAAAUUUGUUUGGGAUGGAAACUGUUAUCUGUGUCUUAUAUUGCUUAUCUUUAUGCUGUCUUCAUGAGAACAGAGAAGCGUUGAUAAGAAUGUUCACAUCCAAGAGGUGGAAGUCCAACGAGUUUGCAGAGACAAAAAAUGGAAAAUUCGUCGAGGAUUUGGUUUUGGACAAGGAGUUUUGGAAAGAUGUUAUGAUUUGUUAUAAAGGUGCAAAUCCUCUGGUUCAAGUGCUUCGUUUGGUCAGUUCAAUUGACGAACCAGCCAUGGGUUUCAUUUACGAGGCAAUGGAGAAAGCUAAGGAGUUGAUACAGAGGCUUUCCAAAAGUGGCAUAGAAAGUUUUAAGCCUCUACAGGAGAUCAUAGAUAAAGGAUGGGACAAACAACUCCAAAGCCCUUUGUAUGCCGCAGGCUAUUUUCUUAACCCUCAAUUUCACUAUAGUCCUGGAUUUAGAGAUGAUAUCAAAGUUAAGCUUGGUCUACAUGAUUGUAUAACAAGGAUGGUGGCUGAUCCCGAAGAAAGAGCUAAGAUUGAAAUUCAACUUGAGGAUUUCGAUAAACAGGCAAAUGUUUUUGGUCAGCCCAUACCUGUAGUUACAGCUGAUGAAGAGACUCCACCAGUUUGGUGGGCAUCUAUUAUAGAUGGUCAACCAGAGCUCCAGAAAUUUGCAAUUCGUGUAUUAUGCUUGGCAUGCAGUUCUUAUGGGGGUGAGCGUAAUAAAAGUGCCUUCGAGAUGGUUCACGCUAAGAGGAGUACCAAUGAGAGGGAAGAUCAAAAGACUGAUAAUAAUGUUCUUUUUGUCAUGGCUAAUUCAAAAUGGACCGAAAAGAAGCGAUCCUCAAUUCAGCUAAAUCUUGACGAUAAUGGAGACGUUGAUGCUUUAGAUGUGGGGGACUUAGAUUUGAUUAUACCAUGUCUGAAGCCUCAAGAUGAUGUGGGGAUUGAUGGUUUGCAUGAUGAAAAUGCUAAUGGAGAUGAAGAUGAAAAUGAAGAUGGAGAUGAAAUGGGAGAUUCUAAUUGAAUUUGAAAUAUUUUCUAGAUUAAAUACAUAGAAUUUGACUACUUUUUAUUUGUGUUUAGGCCUUACUUCUUAAAAGCUUAAAGCUUAAGGUUAUAAUUUGUGACUUAUGAAUUGUGUGUACGACUGUCAUCAUAUGGGUUUUGAUUUAUGUUUAUUGA